AAACUGCGAGCUACAAAGAGGGAGGAAAAUUACUUUUUUUUGGGAGAUUGAUGUAAUAACGUCAUCUUUAUUUAAACAGUUUUGUUUUACAUUAUCAAACCACUAUUAGAUUACUUGGUUUACUCGGAACUGUGUGAACUAUUUACUAUCAAAUAUUACUUCUAUUAAGUCCUAAAUCAAGCCAUAAAUGCCGGUCAUAAAUGACACAAUUCGUUGCUAUAUAGACUUCUGAAUUUAGACAGCCAACUACUAACACUUACCGCCUUACCAGUCUGGUGCGGUUGAUUCACCGGAAGAUUGGUUAUCAUGUCCGGAUAACCUGAUAGGGUAUCGGUUACCUAGGUGUUGCCUAGCCGCCGCCAAAAAUAACUAUCGCAAUUGCUUAGUACAUUCAAGCAGCUCAAUCGAAAUGGACGGUCACAGCUGGCUUCACUUCAGCAACGGAGCAAUCCCCCAGGCAGCCGUUGUGGCUGGUCACGAUUCCGAUGGCGACACCAUCUUCAUUGGCCGCGCCUUCUACUGCAACGACAUGCUGCCGGCCAAGAUUAUCCCCAACAAGGGCAAGGCCUACGUGGCGUAUGCCAACCAGGAGGUGGAGCUGGAGAACUACGAGGUACUCAGCGGCUUCAACUACGAGUGGCUGCCGGCCGAGAACGGAGAGGUGCCUCCCGGCGCCGUCAAGGUCGGCCAGAAUGUCGACGGAGAGACCUUGUACGCCGGAAGGGGCUACCAUGCCGGCAGUUUGACCGUGGGCAAGGUGCAUCCGUCCCACGGCUGCCUGUACAUUCCCUACGAUUCCGAGGAGGUUAAGAUAUUCGCCUACGAGGUUCUGUCCCGUCGCUUGGAGGCGAGAUAGGUGAUCCAUUUUCAGUUAUUGCCUGUUAAUCACAAAUAAAUUCGACACUU
This is a messenger RNA of Drosophila melanogaster (fruit fly), 906 nucleotides long. RefSeq lists its product as uncharacterized. The record is from RefSeq and is marked reviewed. NCBI's taxonomy places the organism in Eukaryota, Metazoa, Arthropoda, Insecta, Diptera, Drosophilidae. The coding region runs from base 410 to 856 and encodes 148 amino acids. The transcript is spliced from 2 exons.